Molecule: messenger RNA, 751 nt
Organism: Saccostrea echinata
Lineage: Eukaryota; Metazoa; Mollusca; Bivalvia; Ostreida; Ostreidae
Product: rRNA methyltransferase 2, mitochondrial-like
Exons: 2
Coding region: 1-729 (242 amino acids)
Biological process (GO): RNA methylation
Cellular component (GO): mitochondrion
Molecular function (GO): rRNA (uridine-2'-O-ribose)-methyltransferase activity
Source: RefSeq, a predicted model, not a curated record
AUGAACACAACAAAAUAUCGAAGGCUUUAUCGAUUAUGCUCGCAGAACUUUGGAUGUAGAAUGAAAGGGACAAGUUCACGAAAAUGGCUUCAACGACAACAAAGUGACAUAUACGUAAAAAUGGCAAGAGCGGAAAAUUGGCGAUGUAGAAGUGCAUUUAAACUUUUAGAAAUAGAUGAUAAGUAUAGAAUUCUUAGACCUGGACAACUCGUUAUAGAUAUUGGGGCUGCCCCUGGAUCUUGGACACAGGUAGUCUGUCAAAGAACAAAUGCAGCAGGCUUAGAUAACAACUCCCCCAAAGGAAAAGUGAUCAGCAUAGAUUUGUUGCCUAUCAGUAAAAUUCCAGGAGCUUGCAUCCUAGACUGUACUGACUUCACAUCUCAAGACUGUCAGGAUAAAAUCAUCCAGAAUGCUGACGGCAGAAAGGCAGAUGUGGUACUUAGUGAUAUGGCUCCCAAUGCAUCAGGUAUGAAGGAGUUUGAUGGAAGACUUCUUAUGUCAUUGGUGUCAAAAGUUUUACAUUUCUCUGUGAAUCAGUUGGUGACUAAUGGUACAGUUCUGGUGAAACUUUGGCAGGGGAGUGGAUGUGAUGAACUCAGUGAUGUAAUGAAGGAACUAUUUUCCUCAGUAAAACUUGUCAAACCAAAAGCGAGUCGAGACGAUUCCAGAGAAAUUUAUUUUUUGUGUCAGAAAUUUAAAGGGGUAGUACACUCAAGUGGAAAUAGUUAAACAAACCCUUAUGUCCAGAGAA